Gasterosteus aculeatus aculeatus (three-spined stickleback) is the source of this 3976-nucleotide messenger RNA. The record is from RefSeq and is a predicted model, not a curated record. NCBI's taxonomy places the organism in Eukaryota, Metazoa, Chordata, Actinopteri, Perciformes, Gasterosteidae.
UAUUCAACGAGUAGCAAGUAGGCUGGAAAUUGACCACCGGUGGUGGAAGGUCUGGUGAAGAAGAGGAGGAGGAGGAAUCAUCAGUGGGAAUCUGGCAGCCCUCAAGCAGCAGGAUCCCAAUCUAACAGCAUUAUCCCCAACCUGGAAGGAGUAAAGUGGUGGGAAAUUAUGACUUCCAGUCAGUCAUCAUCAUAAAGCUCCGUUCAGCUGACGCCAGCCUUGAAGCCCGCGCUAUUUCAGCUGUUGAAAAAAAGGCAUCGAUCAAAUGAUCUGGAUAAUCGAGGGCCGAUAGGGAUGGAACGCAACAGAGCCAUGGUAGCGUUUUUGAUCCUUGUUGCUCAGAAUCAACACUGACCUGGCACCCAGACCGAGGUCGGCCUCCUUCCCCCGACGACCUUUCUUUCCCCCAGCGACUACUUUGCCCUCCAUCUGACCUCCCGUCAGAGCUCCUGGCCUUGAUCAUACCUUCACAAAAAAACUAGUUUUACUCUUUCAAGGUCUGUCUACUUUUUUUUUUUUUUUACAUCCCCUCUCAUGCUUUAUCUUCCAAACUGUUGGUUAUAAUCCACACUCUCAUCAAAAGACUCAAGUACCCUAAAAGAGACUAAAAGCUGGUGGCUGAACACCAUGAAUCCAGUCAUGUACCCCCUUCCGCUUUCUCUAAGCAAACAAGGGCGCCAGGCGUUGUUGUCCAGAACGCGGCCCCAUAGUCUCAUAACGGACUGGUGCCUAAUGGGCCUGCUAGGCCUCAUUGGGCUCUUCAGCCUGGCCUCGAGCCAGAAAAUGGACCCUUCCAAACACCCCUUAGUUACCACCAACUACGGUAAGAUCAGAGGCAUCAAGAAGGACUUGAACAAUGAGAUCUUGGGUCCUGUAGAGCAGUACCUCGGCGUCCCCUAUGCCACGGCACCCAUCGGCGACCGCCGCUUCCAGCCGCCCGAAGCCCCGGGGUCCUGGCAGGAGAUCCGCAACGCCACCCAGUUUGCCCCCGUGUGCCCUCAGAAUGUCCACGGCGUGCUCCCGGAGAUUAUGCUGCCCGUGUGGUUCACCGACAACCUUGACGUGGCGGCGGGUUACAUCCAAAACCAGAGCGAGGACUGCCUCUACCUCAAUAUCUACGUGCCCACUGAGGAUGGUCCGCUCACAAAAAAACACGAUGAAUCUUCAAUGAACAAGCCUCGAGACGAAGAUAUCCGGGACCGGAGGAAGAAGCCGGUGAUGCUGUUCAUCCAUGGCGGCUCCUACAUGGAGGGCACCGGAAACAUGUUUGAUGCCAGCGUCCUGGCGGCCUACGGCAACGUGAUCGUGGUGACCAUGAACUACCGGCUCGGCGUGCUCGGCUUUCUCAGCACAGGUGAUCAGUCCGCCAAGGGGAACUACGGCCUGCUGGACCAGAUUCAGGCGCUGCGCUGGCUCAACGAGAACAUCGGCCACUUUGGCGGCGACCCGGAUAGAAUCACCAUCUUCGGUUCCGGAGCUGGGGCGUCCUGCGUCAACCUCCUCAUCCUCUCCCACCACUCGGAGGGUCUGUUCCACAGGGCCAUAGCCCAGAGUGGAACCGCCAUCUCCAGCUGGUCUGUCAACUACCAGCCCCUCAAGUACACAAAGAUCCUGGCCCGCAAGGUGGGCUGCACCUACACAGAGACGGCCGACCUGGUUGACUGCCUGAGGCGCAAGAACUUCAGGGAGCUGGUGGACCAGGACAUCCAGCCAGCGCGAUACCACAUCGCCUUCGGCCCCGUGGUGGACGGAGACGUGGUGCCCGACGACCCUGAGAUCCUCAUGCAGCAGGGGGAGUUCCUGAACUAUGACAUCCUUAUAGGAGUGAACCAAGGAGAGGGGCUGAAGUUUGUGGACGACAGCGAGGACAACGACGGCAUCUCAGCGGCCGCAUUCGACUACACCAUCUCCAACUUUGUUGACAACCUCUAUGGCUACCCUGAGGGCAAAGACAUCCUGAGGGAGACCAUUAAAUUCAUGUACACAGACUGGGCGGACAGGGACAAUGGCGACAUGCGGAGGAAGACGCUCCUAGCCCUGUUUACGGACCACCAGUGGGUGGCGCCCGCUGUGGCCACGGCCAAACUCCACGCAGAGUUUCAGUCGCCGGUUUACUUCUACACCUUCUACCACCACUGCCAGACGGAGACGCGCCCCGAGUGGGCCGAUGCCGCCCACGGAGAUGAGAUACCGUACGUGUUUGGCGUUCCCAUGAUCGGUGCUACAGAUCUGUUCCCGUGCAACUUCUCCAAGAAUGAUGUGAUGUUGAGCGCCGUUGUCAUGACUUACUGGACCAACUUCGCCAAGACUGGGGACCCCAACCUGCCAGUCCCUCAGGACACCAAGUUCAUUCACACCAAACCCAACCGCUUUGAAGAGGUUAUCUGGACCAAGUUCAACUCGAAGGACAAGCAGUACCUGCACAUUGGAUUAAAACCCCGCGUCAGAGACAACUACAGAGCUAACAAGGUGGCCUUUUGGCUGGAAUUAGUCCCCCACCUCCAUAGUCUACAUGAGGAGCUCUUCCCCACUACGACCCGCUCUCCAGCAGGCCCGGGCCACGUCACCCCCAGAUCGGGCCGCGGCCCAACCCGUCACCCUUACCCCACCUUCGCCUCUGAUCCGGACCUCGACGGUUCGGAGCGUCCGCGACCGGAAAUCUUCCCCGGAGACACCCGGGAUUACUCCACGGAGCUGAGCGUGACAGUCGCCGUGGGGGCGUCGCUCCUCUUCCUCAACAUCCUGGCAUUCGCUGCCCUUUACUACAAGCGUGACAAGCGGCACGAGAUGCGGCGCCACCGGCUGUCUCCUCAACGCGGCGGGACGGCCAACGACCUGGCUCACAGCCAAGAGGAGGAGAUCAUGUCCCUGCAGAUGAAGCACUCGGAGCACGACGCUCACCACGACAUGGAGCCCCUCCGGCCCCACGACAUCCUACGGCCCGCCUGCCCGCCCGACUACACGCUGGCACUGCGCCGGGCCCCCGACGACGUGCCGCUAAUGACACCCAACACCAUCACCAUGAUCCCCAGUACCAUCACCAGCAUGCAGCCACUUCAUGCCUUCAACACCUUCCCCUCCACCGGCCACAACAACACCCUGCCCCAUCCCCACUCCACCACCAGGGUAUAGUAGGAACUAGCACGACACAGCGCCACCUUUGGACUGGGGAGAGUGGCUCUGCUGGGGAUCUAGAAGGGAGGCCCCUGGAUGUGGGUCCUUGUUCUCUUCUCGUAUUCACUUUCUCCACAAACAACACACCUCCUCCAUUGUGUGCUGUCAAACUCAGCAGCUCCACCGGUGUCGUGUGGAGAAGCAACUGAACUGCAUGGCAGCAGAUGAUCCGUUCAGGGGCGAUUUAGAUUGUUCAAAGAUCCGGUUUUCUAAGGUAUGCCGUUUCCAGACUAAAGCCCCCUGACACUACGCUAAGAGACAAAUGACUUUUGGCCCUCAAGGUUUUCUUCCUCUUCUUCUUUUCUCUCCCUGGCGUGCUACGUGCAUUUAGCGAUCUCUUUUCUACAUCUUUGUCUUAUCCCUGCUUUGUUCCUCUCAUUCAUGGGAUUCUUUCCCUCUCCCCUGCGCUCCUUUGCUCCAGGAACUCACAUGGUACCGAGCCGUAGGAGGGGGCCACUAGUAAUCAUUUAGCUAGGAAAACGUCGAUAUCUGAUACUGUCAUUCUACCAGCAUUCUUGGUGCCAAGUAUGUACUACUGUGUUUGCUUUUCAUCGAGGGAGAAAAAACAAAAGAAAAUCCUUGAGUAUUCCUAUUUACUGUCAAUUAACAGAUGAUGUGUGUUCUCAUGACAAAGUGCCAAACUGGCCCUCGAUUGUGUUCCUUUUUCUUUCUUUCAUGUUUUUCUGUUCAAGCAUUUGUUUAGUUGUUGUCUUUUGUGGAAAGAUCUUUUGCUGAAAAUAUAGAUAUAGAGAAAUGAUAUUAUAUAUAUAGUUAUAUAUAAAUGUGUACAAAGGAGAAAGUA